UCCAUUUCCCAGCAAGCUCAGCGUUCAGCGUGCGUUAUGGAGCCGCGAGUCGCAGAGCUGAAGCAGAAGAUUGAGGACACCUUGUGUCCUUUUGGCUUCGAAGUUUAUCCCUUCCAGGUGGCGUGGUACAAUGAACUCCUGCCUCCAGCCUUCCACUUGCCCUUCCCAGGACCUACCCUGGCCUUGCUGGUACUCAGCACACCUGCUAUGUUUGACAGAGCCCUCAAACCCUUCUUGAAAAGCUGCCAAUUCCAAACACUGAGCGACCCAGUGGAUCAGUGUGUGUCCUACCACCUGAGGAGUGUUACAGAGAAGUUUCCAGAACUGCAUAUGGAAGUCAUUGCUGACUAUGAGGUCCACCCCAAUCGGCGACCUAAGAUUCUAGCCCAGACAGCAGCUCAUGUGGCCGGUGCUGCCUACUACUACCAACGACAAGAUGUGGAUGCUGACCCAUGGGGGACCCAGCACAUAGCAGGUGUGUGCAUACACCCCCGAUUUGGGGGCUGGUUUGCUAUCCGAGGGGUAAUGUUGCUGCCAGGGAUUGAAGUGCCAAGUUUACCACCCAGAAAGCCCCCAGACUGUGUGCCUACAAGAGCUGGCCGCAUCACUCUGCUUGAAGGUUUCAAUUUCCAUUGGCGGGACUGGACUUACCGUGAUGCUGUGACUCCCGAAGAAAGGUACUCCGAAGAACAGAAGAUUUACUUUUCCACCCCACCUGCCCAACGCUUGGCCCUAUUAGGCUUAGCCCAACCCUCAGAACACCCUAGCACUACAUCUGAGCAUCCUCUUUCCUUGCUUACCAAGCCUCAGAAUUCCAGGAGAGCUCGAAGCUGGCUGAGUCCAAGUGUCUCACCACCUGUAUCCCCAGGCCCUUGAUAACUUUUCCCCUGCGGCAUCCCACUCAUGGUAGAUUUAUUUUAAGUAGGAUUUGGGUUUUGAAAAACACUUAUUCCUUUAGUAUUUUGGAGACAAGGUUUCUCUAUGUAGCCCUCGCUGAACUGGAACUCCGUAGACCAGGCUGGCCUCAAGCUAACAGAUCGAUCUGUUUCCUCUGGAGUGCUGAUUUUUUGCACUGCAGAAAAACCAUUUUAUUUUGGAUAGGAUUUCCUGAUAAUAGUGCUUCAAACAGUCGAGACUCAAUUUACAUUGGUCAAGAUAAAUCAUAUGCCAAAGCAGACUCAAAAUCAGCAGUUGACUUCAAAUAUUAGACUCAUGUCCAUUACUAUUUUUCUGUAGUACUCUAAGAUACUAUUUAAGAACCAUGGUUCCCCAAGUCGGGUAUGGUGGUGCACACCUUUAAUCCCAGGCAGAUUUCUGAGUUUGAGGCCUGCCUGGUCUCAAAGUGAGUUCCAGGACAGAACAGCCAGGGCUAUACAGAGAAACCCUGUCUCUAAAAACCAAAAAAAGAAAAGGUUCCCACUGUUCCUAAAGCUGUUACCCUUUAAUGCAGUUCAUGUUGUAGUGACCUCAAUCAUAAAAUUAUUUUGUGACCUCAACCAUAAAAUUAUUUGUUGUUACCUAAUAAUUUUGCUAGUUAUGAAUUAUAAGUAUCUAAGUUUUCCAAUCUUAGGGAAUCCAGUGAAAGGGUUGUUCAACAACCCCUGGGGGCUGAGAACCAGAUUUAGCGGCUCCUAGGGGUACCCACCACAUAGAGCUAUGCUUAAUAUUUAAGUAAACUACAUUGAAAUUGACCUACAGUGUGCUAUUACUAAAGCCUCAGGCAAUCUUUUUUUUUUUUGGUUUUUCGAGACAGGGUUUCUCUGAAUAGCCCAGGCUGUCCUGGAACUCAUUUU
This is a messenger RNA of Mus pahari (shrew mouse), 1793 nucleotides long. It is a transcript of the gene Mmachc, whose product is annotated as metabolism of cobalamin associated C. Gene Ontology annotation, molecular function: cyanocobalamin reductase (cyanide-eliminating) (NADP+) activity; demethylase activity; FAD binding. Gene Ontology annotation, cellular component: cytoplasm. The coding region runs from base 37 to 876 and encodes 279 amino acids. The transcript has 4 exons. NCBI's taxonomy places the organism in Eukaryota, Metazoa, Chordata, Mammalia, Rodentia, Muridae. Gene Ontology annotation, biological process: cobalamin metabolic process. The record is from RefSeq and is a predicted model, not a curated record.